AUGGCUACAGAGCUUGGACUUCCUAUCACCGCCGAGGCCAUCGAACAGAUGAAGGCCCACGAGGUUAUCCAGGAUGCCGAGUUCGCCGUUGCCGCCGAGGAGGAGAAGCGCCGCAGACACGAUGUCAUGGCCCAUUUGCCCCCCGCCGCCGCCGGUAUCAUCCACUGGGGUGCCACCUCGUGCUACUGCACCGACAACGCCGAUCUGAUCCUGCUCCGCGACGGUCUCGACAUCCUCAUCCCUAAGCUGGCUGUUGUUGUCGACAAGCUGUCCCAGUUCGCUCAGAAGUACAAGGACCUCCCUUGUCUGGGCUUCACUCACGGUCAGCCCGCCCAGCUGGUGACCGUUGGCAAGCGUGCUUGUCUCUGGAUCCAGGAUCUCCUGAUGGAUCUGCGCAACCUCGAGCGUGCCCGUGAUGACCUGCGCUUCCGUGGUGUCAAGGGUACUACCGGUACUCAAGCGUCUUUCCUGCAGAUCUUCAACGGUGACCACGCCAAGGUCGAGAACCUGGACGAGCUUGUUACUGAGAAGGCUGGCUUCAGCUCCGCUUUCAUUAUCUCCAGUCAGACAUACUCGCGUAAGAUCGACGUUGAUGUCGGCAACGCUCUUGGUUCUUUCGGUGCUACCUGCGAGCGCAUUGGCAUUGACAUCCGUCACCUUGCCAUGCUCAAGGAGGUUGAGGAGCCUUUCGAGAAGGAUCAGAUUGGCAGCAGUGCCAUGGCCUACAAGCGCAACCCCAUGCGCUCGGAGCGUCUCUGCUCCCUCGGACGUCACCUGCAGAACCUUCCCAAGGACGGCUUGGACACCUACUCUGCUCAGUGGUUCGAGCGCUCUCUCGAUGACAGUGCCAUCCGCCGUAUCAGCAUCCCGGAGCUGUACCUGACUGCUGACGCCUGUCUCAUCCUCCUGAUACUAGACAACGUCUCCUCUGGCUUUGUUGUCUACCCCGAGGUCAUCAAGCGCCACGUCAACGACGAGCUUCCCUUCAUGGCCACUGAGAACAUCAUCAUGGCCUGUGUUGCCAAGGGUCUCUCCCGCCAGGACGCCCACGAGGAGAUCCGUGUCCUCUCCCACCAAGCUGCCGACAAUGUCAAGAAGCAGGGUAAGGACAACGACCUGAUCGAGCGCAUCCGCCGCACCGCCUUCUUCAACCCCAUCAUCCCGCAGCUGGACACCCUUCUCGAUGCCAGCACCUUCGUCGGCCGCGCCCCCCAGCAGGUGGAGAAGUUCACCAGCACCGAGGUGGCCGCUGCCAUCAAGCCCUACGCCAGCACCAUUGCUAAGGGCGAGACCUCUGCCCUGUACGUUUAA
Penicillium verrucosum is the source of this 1311-nucleotide messenger RNA. It is a transcript of the gene ade13, whose product is annotated as adenylosuccinase ADE13. NCBI's taxonomy places the organism in Eukaryota, Fungi, Ascomycota, Eurotiomycetes, Eurotiales, Aspergillaceae. The coding region runs from base 1 to 1311 and encodes 436 amino acids. Gene Ontology annotation, biological process: 'de novo' AMP biosynthetic process. The transcript has 6 exons. The record is from RefSeq and is a predicted model, not a curated record. Gene Ontology annotation, cellular component: cytosol. Gene Ontology annotation, molecular function: N6-(1,2-dicarboxyethyl)AMP AMP-lyase (fumarate-forming) activity; (S)-2-(5-amino-1-(5-phospho-D-ribosyl)imidazole-4-carboxamido) succinate lyase (fumarate-forming) activity.